ACCGUAACAUGUAAACCAGUCGAAUAAUUUACGCUGUUGCCAGGCAUUCCAAACUUCCGGCCGGUGCGCGGAUUAAAAUUAAGCAUGUUUUAAUCUGUUUCGAUACCAACACAAAUCAGACGUUUUUUUCAAAAGUGACAACAUGGAAUUGCGAGAAAGGAAACAGAACGACGAAUCCUUAAAAGAAAAGAUUAAAUGGCAGUGGCAGAAUCGUGACUUUUCACCGAAAAAGGAGCAAACAAGCCAAUUUGCUCUCUAUUAUUUCUUAACCAUGUUCGUUCUAUCGUUAAUUGAAAGCCUGUUUGUUCUUAUACCCACCGCGUAUCAGAGACAUCAUCGCUGGAUAAUGACCGGCUCCUUUGUCUGGGUGAUGUUCAUCACGUUGGUCAACUGGCACCGCAGCUACUUCGACACUGCAAACUACGUGAAAGCUGAGACAAAGCAGAAAUACUUCGCUGACUGCACAGACACCCCACAAGACUGGGUCCAUUGCUUCAAGUGUCAGGUGGACAGACCUCCAAGGGCUUUCCAUUGCGACUAUUGUGGAAAGUGCAUGCUAAAGAGAGCUCAUCACUGUUUUGUAACCAGCUCUUGCAUCGGCUUCUACAACCAGAAAUACUUCAUCAUGUUUUCUUUGUGGUCUGUGAUAGCCAGCAGCUGGUUGGUAUAUCUUCAGCUGCUCUAUCUUAACAUCGUGUUACCAGUCAGCGAAGCAAGCUUCAUUGUUUAUCUCCCACCAGUCACUCUGUUUAAGCUCAUCAUGGGAAACAUCACUUUCGGACAGGCCUUUGUGGUCGCCCAUCUAUUCAUGAACAUCCCGAUGAUCAUCACUGGAGGAUUUUUCCUGUUCUGGCAUAGUUUGUUAUCUGUUGAAGGCGCAACUAAUUAUGAGGCAAAACAGCGGAAAUUUCCUUAUAAGGGUACAGUUAACCAAAAUUUGAAGUCAGUGUUUGGUUCCGUGUUUUACAUUCCUUUGUUAGUCCUAUAUCCAUUCAGAUUAGAACAAGAUGGUGAUGGUAUUCUAUGGAAAUCAAGGGCAAAGCGUGUUAAGGGCAAUUAGAACUCAAGAGUAAAGCAGUUUGGGUUAUGUGCAGUUAAUAAAGCAAUAUUCCAUAUUCAUUGUGAAGGCUAUCAAUCUCAAUUUUAUUAACUAAUAUGAAUACUUCAAGACAAUCAUGCAAUUUGAUACAUUUGCUUCACAAUUUAAAGUUCUGUAAGGGUUUAUGCUACUGGUAAUUUUGGAAUUCCAAAAACAGUUUUUUCUUAAUUAGCUAUGAACAGUCAUAGUUGUUAGCAGUUAGACUAAUGUGCCCAAAUUUUUAAUAUUAAGAGCAAGAACUUGUAAAAAGCCUAUCUGUUUCUUACUUUCACCAACUACAGAAUUUAGAUUUUUUAAUACAAGUUCUCAAGACAUUAUAAAAUAACAAGGCAAACCAUCACGUUUGUUUAUCUGAUUUACUCUUGUCAUUAAAUUAUGACGUCCAUGAUAGGAAACUAUACACAUAACACAUUCUAAGAAAGAGGCAAUAGUUUUUCAUGCUUAUGAGUCUCAUUACUUCCUCAGUAUAUCUACCAGUCUUUUGAUCUGCGUUUAGAAGUUUACCUUAUUUAGGUACACAUUCAUUGUAACUAACAUCUAUGCAAUAAUGUUAAAGCCACACACCUUGAAAUGACAUACAUGGCAAAGUAAAGUUAAGUAUAAAUAAGAAGCCUAUUUUAUCUAUGCCAAUUAGAAUAUAUCUGGUGGUUACAAGGUAUAAAUCUGCCUCUUUUGCGCUUUAAAACUUAAAAAAAAUCAAGUUUGUCGAAAAUGUACGUAUACGUCUAGAAAUCCUACUUUCGGUUUUAAAAGCGGUACCAUUUGGAAAAUAAUAAAUAACUUGCUAACUAGGCUAUAGAUUUAAUAUCAUCUAUCUCAAUUAGAAU
This is a messenger RNA of Dreissena polymorpha, 1926 nucleotides long. Its product is annotated as probable palmitoyltransferase ZDHHC24. The transcript has 2 exons. The record is from RefSeq and is a predicted model, not a curated record. Gene Ontology annotation, biological process: peptidyl-L-cysteine S-palmitoylation; protein targeting to membrane. Bases 143 to 1060 code for a protein of 305 amino acids. Gene Ontology annotation, cellular component: endoplasmic reticulum; Golgi apparatus. Gene Ontology annotation, molecular function: protein-cysteine S-palmitoyltransferase activity. Lineage: Eukaryota; Metazoa; Mollusca; Bivalvia; Myida; Dreissenidae.